AUCUUAAGUAGGGGUUUGGAUGCUGCGCGCGACCGGGCGUCAGUAUCUGCAUCUCUCUCAUCAGCACCGCACACACUCACACACAUACACACACAUACAGCCUCUCAUCUCUCCGCACCACCUGCCCUCCUCAACAACCCGAUUUCAACCUGUCUCUGAACCUUAAAACAGCGUGAAAGUGAAACAUUUAGGCUGGUGAGAAGUAAAAUCAUCCAGUAAAGAUGGUUAAAUUAGGGAGUAAUCUACAAGACAAAGGAGCAAAAGCUGUGAGCGUUGAGGACGGCUUUCAAAACGUCCCCCUCAUCACGCCCUUGGAUGUUACUAAUCUUCAGUAUCAAGCCCCAGACAAGGUUGUGGUGAAAACACGGACUGAGUACCAGACGGAGCAGAAGAACAAGGGCAAGCCGAAAGUCCCGAAAGUUGAGGAGUUCACCAUCAACUUCACCGAUGGGGUUUCUGAGAGACUGAAGGUCACCAUCCUUAUUAUUCUGGCUUUGGCUUUUUUGGCCUGCAUAGUGUUCCUGGUGGUGUACAAAGCUUUCACCUAUGAUCACAGCUGUCCUGAUGGCUUCGUCUAUAAGCACAAACGUUGUAUCCCCGCGUCACUGGAGGCCUACUACGCUGCCCAGGAUGCCAACAGCCGCGGUCGCUUCUACACCGUCAUCAGCCACUACAGCAUGGCCAAACAGACCACCUCUCGCUCGGUUUCCCCCUGGAUCCCUGGUGGCAAUGCUCAGCACGAUGUCAAGCCUCCCAACACAGACAGCCAAUGAGAUUUGCCGUGCUGAUUUUUAAAGGAAUAUCAUCACAGUCACUUACUGUACAUCUUGCGAUUCCCCCAAUCCCUUAUAUUUUCAGUGGUUCAUUUGUCUCCGCUAUCUACAAUGUCUGAGUUUUUAAUAGUAGUUGAUCUUAGGUUUAUUUUUUGUUUCAUUGUUUACUGUACAUUUUUUGUAUUUAGUGUUCAACUAUUGUUUGUAUAAAGGCAUGACUGCAAUCUUGUCAAAAUGGUUUCCACACACUGUGUCUGUGAGUGUCAAUGAACCAUUAUGUAAGCACCCAACCUGAUCUCACGGGAAUUUGUACGUAUUUUACAAAUGGACUAAUUUGUGUGAAGUGAAUUGUACAAAAACAUAAGAUUAUUAGAAGAAGAAAAAAACUAAUUUUCAUAGAGAUGAAAGCAGAUUGUAGGCGUUGUAAAAUACAUAAGAAUUGCCAUGAGAUUUGGUUUGGAAUACUACCCAUAAUUCCCUCUUGUAGUUAGGUGAUGACAACAUCAUCUCAUGAGGCAUGAAAAACAAAGAGAGUUUUGUGCAUUUUUUUUUUCAAACGCUCUUAUAAUCGAAAAUGAAAACAAAACCCACUUGUUAGAUUCAUUUUAGAUUCACGUUAUUGAUGUAGGCUAAAAGUAGACUGGCAAAAGAACACAUUGUAAUGUACAGAAUGAUAUAUGGUUCCUACUUUGAACCUCAAUGUAAAUAAUCAAUGAGAGCCAUUACCCAUGAUGUGUAUCUCUGUCAGACACAACCUUAUGUUAUCAGAGUUUCUCAAUGGAUGAGCAGAGAUGUUUAGAGCUUUGCGACUUGCUUUAGCUGGUGUCUAUGCUUGCAUUUAACCGAGGACUAAAAAACCCGAGGCAUUGAGAUGCAUUAGUGAAGCGUCUCAUCUUGAAUUCCUGCCAAAGCUUCAUUUUCUGCUAUGUUUGGUCACAGGUCUGCUGUUUUUCCAUUUUUAUAUUUGUUGUGAGAAAAAAAUGGAUUUUUCAAAUCUUGUGCCGUUGUUAGUUGAGAUGUAGCGAAGCCUUGAGUAUUUUCGACUGUAUAUCCUUUAGGUUCAAAACAAUAAAGAUAUACAAGGUGUUCAA
Molecule: messenger RNA, 1864 nt
Organism: Paramisgurnus dabryanus
Lineage: Eukaryota; Metazoa; Chordata; Actinopteri; Cypriniformes; Cobitidae
Gene: nsg2
Product: neuronal vesicle trafficking associated 2
Biological process (GO): clathrin coat assembly; endosomal transport
Cellular component (GO): endosome; membrane
Molecular function (GO): clathrin light chain binding
Source: RefSeq, a predicted model, not a curated record